Molecule: messenger RNA, 429 nt
Organism: Rotaria sp. Silwood2
Lineage: Eukaryota; Metazoa; Rotifera; Eurotatoria; Philodinida; Philodinidae
Source: the annotation of a GenBank genome assembly
AUGGCUCACCAAGAAAUUGCAACCAGACAUAAACAACGGAGACUUCCAUCGCAAAUCGACUGGAUCUCGCAUGUUCAUCAUCUUCAUCUGAUUGCCUAUAACAACGAUUGUACUAAGCAAUUACCAAAUGGUAAACUUGUCGAUAAAAGUUGCCGACGUUUAAGAAUAAAACAACGUCGAAAACACCGUUCAGUUAAUUUGCUCGAAUCAAUAAGAAAUCCUUCAACGUUUGCUCCUUCGAUCGAUCUGGCAAAAGCCGUAGUUCGUCAACGUGAUUUUCUUGAAAAAUUUAAGCAACAUAGGCUUUUUUCAAUGGAUCUACGACUAUUGAAUCGAAACUUAUUUAAACAAAUGGUACAAAAUUAUAUUUCAUUUUUAAAACUAGCAAAAUGGAUGAAACCAUUGUACCAACAUUCAACAUUGAUUUGA